Molecule: messenger RNA, 2315 nt
Organism: Danio aesculapii
Lineage: Eukaryota; Metazoa; Chordata; Actinopteri; Cypriniformes; Danionidae
Gene: ifi30b
Product: IFI30 lysosomal thiol reductase b
Exons: 7
Coding region: 53-823 (256 amino acids)
Cellular component (GO): lysosome
Molecular function (GO): oxidoreductase activity, acting on a sulfur group of donors, disulfide as acceptor
Source: RefSeq, a predicted model, not a curated record
AAGCCCUCAUACUGCACUUAGAAGGCUUAGAGACUCUUGUAAUACCCACAUCAUGAACACUCUAGUGCUUUUUGUGUUUCAUGUAAUAUUCCUUGGAGUUCAUGAAAUACAGUGUAAAUCUCACCCAAAGCCUUCAUGUGGAUACCCUCCAUCCCAGUGGUGCAGGUCUCUGGAAAUUGCCAUAGAAUGUGAGGUGCAGAAACAAUGCAUGGAGCUGAAUGCAAGCCGGCCAGACCCAGUGGUUCCUCCUGUGGAGAUCUCUCUGUAUUAUGAGAGUCUCUGUUCAGGCUGCAGGGCAUUUCUAACUGAACAGCUCUUUCCAACCUGGACUUUACUCAAAGAUAUAAUGAAAGUCAACCUGGUACCCUUCGGCAAUGCUAAGGAAGUUCCUGAAGAGAAUUCAUUCUCAUGUCAACAUGGAGAACCAGAGUGCUAUGCUAACAUGGUUGAGGCAUGUGUUUUAUAUGAAGCCAGUCAUGCUGCAUUCCCUGUCAUUCACUGCAUGGAGUCAUCUGCAGAUGUAAUACAAUCAGCUAAACCUUGUUUGCAGCUGUAUGCGCCAUUCAUAAAAUGGGAGACCAUAGAAUCCUGUACAAGAGGAGAGCUUGGCCAAAGUUUGAUACACCAAAAUGCAGUGAAGACACAAGCACUCAAUCCUGCACAUACCCACGUGCCCUGGAUCACCUUCAAUGGGAAAUACACUAUUGAAUUGGAAGAUAAGGCUAUGUCCACUCUCUUUAAUCUUGUGUGCAGCUUGUACAAAGGAAUCAAGCCACCGGUCUGCACUGGAGCCCUGAAAAAACUGGACAGAAGCUUUUGUUAGUGGAAAGAAAAUAAAACAUGAGAUAAAUGUUGCUUUUUUGACAUUUGUCUAUUGGAUAAUUUUAGGGUAAAUAACUGUGCAAUUACUGUGCAAUUUGUGUGUGUAAUUAAAUACACAGUACAUUUGUAACCAAAGUAUGCUUUUGUAAGGAAUAAUUGAUGAUGGGCCAUUGAAUUAAUAGAAAAAUGAUGCAAGCCUGUGGUGGCAAGGCUGUUACACCUCAGAUGUCCAUUAUUUUUCUAUAAACUCUAUUAAUUAAAAAAUCAAAUAAUUUUAUGUGUAUUCAUUAACGAUUAAAUAAUAUUAUUCAUUUUCUAUUAAUAGGGGCUGCACAGUGGCACAGUAGGUAGCAUGUUCACCUCACAGCAAGAAGGUUGCUGGUUUGAGCCCCGGCUGGGUCAGUUGGCGUUUCUGUGUGGAGUUUGCAUGUUCUCCUCAUGUUCACGUGGGUUUCCUCCGGGUGCUCCGGUUUCCCCCACAAGUCCAAAUCUGUGUUAUGGGUGAGUUGGGUAGGCUAAAUUGUCCGUGGUGUAUGAAUGAGUGUGUAUGGAUGUUUCCCAGUGAUGGGUUGCAGCUGGAAGGACAUCCGCUGCGUAGAACUUAUGCUGGAUAAGUUGGCUGUUAAUUCCGCUGUGGCGAACCCUGAUUAAUAAAGGGACUAAAUGAAUCAAUGAAUGAAUUUUCUUUUAUUAUACGUUUUCAAUUAUUCAACGGAUCAAAGUCAAUUACUCCAUUUAUACAAGUGCCACACCUAGGACAAGACAUUGUUCAAAUGUUGUAUUUUAAUUACAUUGUCAGGUUUUUGUCCUCAACAGCCCUUUUGUGUAAUACUAGUUAAUUACAACUCUCAUCCAAUGCCUUUUUUGUUUAGACUUUUUAACUGCUGUAGUUGUGAAAGAACUGAAAUUGUUGGGCAUAGUGAUAACUUUAUUGUCGUCAUGGCUUUCCAUCACAAACAUUUUCAGGAGUUUUGUUUCUUCUGCUGAUUUUCUCUAGUUCCUGAAUUACACGUUUAUUAUUUUAAAUAUGUCCAUUCAUUCAUUUUCCUUCGGCUUAGUCUCUAUUUCAGAGGUCGCCACAAUGGAAUGAACCGCCAACUUGUCCAGCAUAUGUUUUACACAGCGGAUGCCCUUCCAGCCGCAACCCAGUACUGGAAAACACGCAUACACACUCAUUCACACACACACACACACACACAUUCCUUCACUAUGGCCAAUUUAGUUUAUUCAGUUCCCGUAUAGCGCAUCUCUUUGGACUGUGGGGGAAACUGGAGCACUUGGAGGAAACCCACACCAACAUGAGGAGACCAAUCAAACUCCACACAGAAUUGCCAACUGACCCAGCUGGGACUUGAACCUGCGACCUUCUUGGAAGUGGCAAUGCUAACCACUGAGCUACAGUGCUGCCUAAAUAUGUUCAAAUUAUUCAUUUAUUUUACAUGAUUAAUUUUUUUUAUGAUUUUAUCAUGAUUAAAGAUGUCCCGAGUGGGUGA